Messenger RNA from Cantharellus anzutake, 663 nucleotides. RefSeq lists its product as uncharacterized. The transcript has 2 exons. Lineage: Eukaryota; Fungi; Basidiomycota; Agaricomycetes; Cantharellales; Hydnaceae. The record is from RefSeq and is a predicted model, not a curated record. Bases 1 to 663 code for a protein of 220 amino acids.
AUGGCGAUGGUGACGGUGGGGUUUGUAGUAUCUCACGUUCUUUCGGCCCUUGUUGUGCCUCUUGGGCCCGAGCAACCACAGCAACCGCAACAACAAGGGCAACCUCAACAGCAAUCGUCUCUACCGGGAAGUACUUCCGAAGAAGCCACGGCUGUCGCGCCGGGUUUGAGGCUGAAUACGAAUGUGGGGGCUUCGGUUCUUAAUGGUGCCGACACUCAAUCACCAGCCCCUCAAACGCAGCAAACACAGCACCCAACGAUUUCAACACCGUUAGAUAUGAUACUUUACAUAUUAGGACCUAAGGGGAAACAACUCUUCCCGCCUGAACUUAGAUCGAAUGCGUGCUCACUCUUAAGUAGUGUUGGGAGAAAGGAUGCCGAGGUUUCGAAUUUAUUGUCUUCAUCUUCUGCGACGGCAGUGACCGAAUCGAGUGGGAAGGGGAAGGCGGGCUUGCUGAACGAAGUGAAGAGGAGAGCCAGACCUAUUAUUCUCGCGCUUGUUAAUGAGCAGGGUGGCUUUGGUGGAGGUGUCGGAGGGGGUGAUAGCGUACCGAUAUCGCCUGUUUCGACUACUUCUACGGGCACGGGGAUAAUUGGGGGGAGGAAUCCGCAGCUUGUUAGGAAUGCUGCAUUAAGGACGCUUUCUGUUUGGGGUAGGGCUUAG